Molecule: messenger RNA, 879 nt
Organism: Cornus florida
Lineage: Eukaryota; Viridiplantae; Streptophyta; Magnoliopsida; Cornales; Cornaceae
Product: fasciclin-like arabinogalactan protein 3
Exons: 1
Coding region: 1-879 (292 amino acids)
Cellular component (GO): plasma membrane
Source: RefSeq, a predicted model, not a curated record
AUGAGUUCUUCAUCCCCCAUGACACCGCUCGUCCUCUUCUCCUGCCUCCUCCUCUCCUCCAUCGCCACCGCCUUCAACAUCAACAACAUUCUCGGAAAGGACCCUGAGCUCAGCCAAUUCAGCCAGAUGCUCAACGAGACUGGCCUCGCCGAUGAGGUCAACAAGAGAGCCACCAUCACUGUCCUUGCCGUCAACAACGGCGCCAUGUCCUCCAUCUCCGGCAAGUCCCGCGACCUCAUCAAGCGCAUCCUCAUGACCCAUGUCGUCCUCGACUACUAUGAUAUUCCCAAGCUCCAAAAGAUGAAGGAUAAGACCGACAUCUUAACCACAUUAUACCAAUCCAGCGGAGUCGCCAUUAACCGUCAAGGGUUCUUGAAUGUCACCAACACCCAAAACGGAAUCAUGUUCGGGUCCGCCGUCAAAGACGCUCCUCUCGAAUCCAAGCUGGUCAAGUUGGUGGCGUCUCAGCCAUUCAACAUUUCCGUGUUGGAAAUCUCUAGUCCUAUACUUGCACCAGGCAUUGAUGGAAAAGACUCCUCGUCUCCACAGAUGGCACCAGGUCCCGCACCAGCACUACCACCGUUGUCACCAACGAAGUCCAAGGCACCAAAGAAGGCCCCGGCACCCAAGAAGGGAAAGUCAGGUGGAUCAUCAGAGGAAUCAGAGGCCCCUGAGGCCGACUCACCAACAAAAUCUGAUGAUACUCCUCCUGCCGCGGCACCAGACAAGUCAGACAGCGACAGUGCUGCUCCCAAGUCAGACAGCGACAGUGCUACACCAUCAGGAGACGCCCCAGCUCCAGCUUCAUCUGCCUCACGCGCCGUCCUGAGUGUUGGUGGUGUAAUGGGAUUUGUGUCAGCCUUGCUGGUUGCCUUUUAA